CUCUCUCUUCCUUCCUUUAAGCCAAGAGCUCUUCACAGAUGAUUCGCCACUCCCACACUCAACCUGCAAAGCCAGCCACUGAAGCAUCUGAUAGAGCCCAUACUGAAUACUUGGGCCACAUCAGAAGUCCCCAGCUAUCUCCUGUACUCUGGGAUUCGUGGGGGAUGUUAGCCUGCCUGUGCACGGUGCUCUGGCACCUUCCUGCAGUGCCAGCUCUCAAUCGCACAGGAGACCCAGGGCCUGGACCCUCCAUCCAAAAAACCUAUGACCUCACCCGUUACCUGGAGCACCAACUCCGCAGCUUAGCUGGGACCUACCUGAACUACUUGGGGCCCCCUUUCAACGAGCCUGACUUCAACCCUCCUCGGCUGGGGGCAGACACUCUGCCCCGGGCCACUGUCAACUUGGAAGUGUGGCAAAGCCUCAAUGACAAACUACGGCUGACCCAGAACUAUGAGGCCUAUAGCCACCUCCUGUGUUACUUGCGUGCCCUCAACCGUCAGGCUGCCACAGCUGAGCUACGGCGCAGCUUGGCCCAUUUCUGCACCAGCCUCCAGGGCCUGCUGGGCAGCAUCGCAGGCGUCAUGGCAGCUCUGGGCUACCCACUGCCCCAGCCUCUGCCAGGGACUGAGUUGACCUGGGCCCCUGGCCCUGCCCACAGCGACUUCCUCCAGAAGAUGGAUGACUUCUGGCUGCUGAAGGAGCUGCAGACCUGGCUGUGGCGUUCGGCCAAGGACUUCAACCGGCUUAAGAAGAAGAUGCAACCUCCAGCAGCUGCAGUCACCCUGCACCUGGAGGCCCAUGGCUUCUGAUCUCUAACCCUCACCCCAAAUCCCAUCACCUGUGCUCCAAUUCUGGGAGCAGGUUCCUGAAUGCCAACACCUAUUGAGCCGGGAGACAGUGAGAGCUCUGGCCCUCCAUGAUCUUGACUGAAGGUGUGGUCAGAGCACCCUGUCCCCUGCCUAGUUCCCAGAGUCCCAUGGGUCUGGGGAAAAGAUGCAGUGAGUGCCAUCCCAUUUCCACAGUAACACUUUAAAGGAGUGGAAUGGCUUGAGUGAGUGCAAGGGUUCUCCCCACCUCCUGCUUCCUGCCCACCACCUGCCAGUGCCCACCUAGUUCCUCAUGUGGCACUUGCAGAAGCAUUCCUGGAGGGCACCAGGUGAGCACUACCAUAUCAUGUGCCUUUCUGGGAUAAAGAAAGCCCUCAGCUGCCCCCCUUUCCUUGGAUGGGUGAUGUUCCCCUACCCCGAUAACUCUACAUGUCCAGUUCAGGAGACAAACAUGGCGAUCACAUCAGUGAAUCUAAACUAGAAGAGUGAGAUGAAAAGUGGAUGGGGUGGGGUCUACAUUAGACAUGGUCUAGAAACCAGAAGAGGUAAUACUGAAAGAGAGGUGCAGGGGCAGACCAGACCCAGCAGUCACCAAGGUAAUUAGUGGCGUUUGGUGGCAAACCAAAGCCAUGUUGAGUAUCAGGACCUUGCCUCAGAUUUUCUUGCCGGCAUCGCGGUGCCUCCUCUCUACCCCUUUUUCUGGGGUAUCUGUGGUUGCCUGGGCUGGGGAGGGCAGCCACAGCCACAGGGCUUCCUGAAAGUUUACAUUGCAGUAGCAUUGUGGGGUGAGGGGGCUAGUUGCCCCAGGCCCUAUCCCUAGCCCCACCCACUCAUGACUCUAAGUUUGUUGUAUUAAUAUUUAUUUA
Molecule: messenger RNA, 1696 nt
Organism: Jaculus jaculus (lesser Egyptian jerboa)
Lineage: Eukaryota; Metazoa; Chordata; Mammalia; Rodentia; Dipodidae
Gene: Clcf1
Product: cardiotrophin like cytokine factor 1
Exons: 3
Coding region: 39-812 (257 amino acids)
Source: RefSeq, a predicted model, not a curated record